GCAGUCUCUUCUUUAGGCAGGUCUUUGGCGAUCUGUCUAUUAAUCUGUGACAUUACGUGCGUUAUAGAUUUUCAGUAAAAUUUUUUUCAAGGAAGAAACGUAAUCAAAGAAAGAAAAUAUACAUAAUUUUAUUAUAAUGCGAAGAAGAUAAUUCAAUUCUUAUUGAAUGCAAAAUCAUAAUCCAUCAAUAAAUUAUAUAGUUUAGUCCAUCAAAUUUCGCAGGGAGGUUGAAUCUCAUCUUUAUUCACAAUUAAUGCUAGUUCCAGUGGUUCAAAAAUCGUAGGAGAGAAAAAUUUGAGGUUAACAAUUUAUUUAUGUGACUUUUUAAUAUUCUCGAAGUUGACAGCAGUAGUUCUGUUGCGGGGAAUUACAUUUGUAAAAUGUACAAUUAUAUAAAAAGAGGUGUGAUUGUCUCGGUAAAAUUUCAUAGGAAAUUUUUCACACAAUUAGUCCAUAAAGAUGUCUCGUCACAUGUGACAAAUUGUCACAUGAAUACUCGGAGUAAUUUGUUAUUGCACAAUCAAUUUUGUUGUCAAGCUCCGAUUGAGGAGAAAGAGAAUCAAGUGAAUAUUAAUUUGAAAGAUAACUUACAGCAGAAAUUCGACGAAUUUUUAUCCAAUCCUGAAAAUAAAAAGAUCUUUCAAAUAUUAGAAUUAGAAAUAGAUGUUUUGCGACACAAUGCUGAACAAGUUCCUCAGAUUAUUACUCCAAGAAACUGGUUGAUGCUGGUAAAAAUGCCGACCAAAUCACAGAGAAGAAAAUAUCUCAGGUUUUUAUUCUUAAAUGAGAAAUCACGGGAAAAUGCAAGCAAAAAGGAAUUGAAAAGAGCUGAAGCACUUACUAAAAAGGCAGAAAUGGAGCAGAUGGAAGAUACAGGCGAAAUAAAAUAUGGACUUGCACAUAAUUCGUUGUUUCUGCGCAUAUAUGAGUCAACCAUGAAUCGCUUUUAUCAUGGUCAAUUACUGCAUGUUAUGAUGUAUGAACCAAAAAUUGUGUUUGAUUGCGGUUAUGAGGAUAAUAUGACUCAACGUGAGAUACACAAUUGUGCUAAACAACUGACUCUGUCAUUUGCUGUAAACCGCAUUCAUGCAAAUCCCUUAUUUCUUCAUUAUUGUAAUUUGAAGGAAGAUGGAAUGCUUGUACAGCUUAUGACUACAAUCAUGCCUAAUAUGCUGGAUAAUGAUUUUCCUGCGAUUGUAACAUCGCAAUCUUACUUAGAUUUAUUUCCAAAGGAUCAGCUACUGUAUCUUACUCCACAUUGUAGAACAGAUAUUACUGAAUACGAUCCUAAUAUGGUUUACAUCAUUGGUGGAUUAGUAGAUAAGAGUGAUGCAAAACCUUUCUCUUUGGCAAAAGCUAAGAAAGAAGGUCUUCGGAUGGCCAAAUUGCCCUUGGAAAAAUAUCUUCCUUGGGGUUCUGGUUCAAGCAAGAAUUUAACAAUCGAUCAGAUAAUGAAUAUAAUGUUGGAUUUAAGGCAUACAAAAGAUUGGAAGACAGCAUUAAAGCAUGUACCAACUAGGAAAUUAAAAGAUUCUAGAGAGCAUAUGUUAAAGUCAAAAUUGAAGAAAGUUUUUGAAAAAACUCAAAGAUAUUCCAAUAUUAUGAAUUCAGAUUCUGAAACUCAAAUAGAUUUUACAUUUGCUAACAGAAAAUCUAACAAUUGAUUAUUUUUUAUAAAUUGAUAACUGUAUAUCAGGGGUUGUAAUAAAUUACAUCAGAAAAGAA
Nylanderia fulva is the source of this 1725-nucleotide messenger RNA. RefSeq names its product tRNA methyltransferase roswell (gene rswl). Gene Ontology annotation, biological process: positive regulation of mitochondrial translation; mitochondrial tRNA 5'-end processing. Gene Ontology annotation, molecular function: tRNA binding. The record is from RefSeq and is a predicted model, not a curated record. Lineage: Eukaryota; Metazoa; Arthropoda; Insecta; Hymenoptera; Formicidae. Gene Ontology annotation, cellular component: mitochondrion; nucleoplasm; nucleus.